CCGUAAACAGGUUUGCACCUUUUGCGCGCCGCGCGCCUGGUGGCGCCGGUGGCGCCGCUUGCGUUCGAUAAAUGGCGGGAACGACGUUCGCGCUGGUGCCCCAACUCGCGGGCACGCGCCCCCUCAUCCGGCUCCCGGCGUCGGGUGAGGUCACGGUCGGACGCAGUGCCGGGGCCCAAAUCCAGCUGAACGCGGCGUUCAUCUCGCGGCGACACGCGAGGCUGAUCGCCGAGGCGGGUCGCGCCUACGUCGUGCCGCUGUGCCGCGACGACAAGCUCGUCACGGUCAACGGCGUGCCGGCGGCGCGCGGCGCGCGCGUCGAGCUGCGGGCCGGCGACGCGGUGAGUUUCGUCAAGGAGGAGGCAGACUUUGCGUAUCGCGUCGAGCGGCGCGCGCCGCCGGCGGCCAACGAGGGCCAGACGGCGUCGGGGACGAAGCGGCCGCGCGCCGCGUCCGACGGCGACGUCGAGGCCGACUACGAGUGCUGCAUCUGCUCGGGCGUCAUCGCCGCGUGCCACUGCCUGCCGUGCGGCCACGCGGCCUGCGGCGAGUGCCUCGUCCGGUGGCUCGCCACGAAGCGCGAGUGUCCGGAGUGCCGCGCGGCCGUGCCGCCGCUCGCGGUCCUCGCGCCCGUCCACAUCGUCGACAACGCCAUCGAGGCGAGGAUCGGCGCCGUGCGUGCCGCCGAACGCGAGGACUGGGAGGCACGGCGAUCGCGCUGGCGUCGGACGCGGCCCGACGGGCCCCUGCGCGCGCCGCCGUCGCCCGCCGAGCGGGGGCCGCGUCCACGCGCGCCGCCCCCCCGUGCGAGCACCGCGGCGCCGCCGCGCGCGCGGCGCCGCCGCAACGCAAUUCCGCCAGUCGCCGACAUACGCGCUCUCCUCGCGGGUCGGCGCCGCGCAGCCGCCGUGACAGACCUCACCGAACCCGAAAUCAUUUCAAUCGACGACUAA
Messenger RNA from Pelagomonas calceolata, 953 nucleotides. The record is from the annotation of a GenBank genome assembly. Lineage: Eukaryota; Pelagophyceae; Pelagomonadales; Pelagomonadaceae.